This is a messenger RNA of Neocloeon triangulifer, 1464 nucleotides long. RefSeq names its product pleckstrin homology domain-containing family F member 2 (gene rush). Gene Ontology annotation, molecular function: phosphatidylinositol binding; metal ion binding. The coding region runs from base 176 to 970 and encodes 264 amino acids. NCBI's taxonomy places the organism in Eukaryota, Metazoa, Arthropoda, Insecta, Ephemeroptera, Baetidae. The transcript has 10 exons. Gene Ontology annotation, cellular component: early endosome. The record is from RefSeq and is a predicted model, not a curated record.
GCUUCAUACACGGGAAUACAGAAGGAUGAAUCAUACAAGGAGCAGGAAAAUUUGUAGCUGUCUUUGCGGUCACAUUUACGUGAAUGGGUUUUUUAUAUCAAUUUUAUAUUUAGCUUGGGGAAUGUAAUCUCAAACCAUUUUUUCCUUCAUAAUUCAUUUCAAGAAAAACUGCAAAAUGACGAGAAUGAACAGCGAGGCAAAUGCCAGGCGAAUUACCAUGGUCGAGAGCUGCUUUGGUAGUUCCGGGCAGCCACUUGCUGUUCCAGGCAGGGUUUUGGUUGGAGAGGGCGUCCUAACCAAAAUGUGCCGCAAGAAGCCAAAAUCGAGGCAGUUUUUCCUUUUCAACGACAUCCUCGUCUACGGCAAUAUUGUCAUCAAUAAGAAAAAGUACAACAAACAGCACAUUAUUCCUUUGGAAGAAGUGAAGCUUGAGUCUUUAGAGGACGACUCUCAUUUUCGCAAUGGAUGGUUAAUCAGAACAGCAACUAAGUCUUUUGCGGUGUAUGCAGCGACGGCUACUGAAAAACAGGAGUGGAUGGCACACAUAAACAAGUGUAUUGAAGAUCUGCUUCGUAAAAGUGGAAAGAAAGCUGUUGAGGUGCAUGCUGCUGUUUGGGUGCCAGACUCUGAGGCUUCCGUUUGCAUGCACUGCAAACGUACUCAGUUCUCCAUGCUUAACAGAAGGCACCAUUGCCGCAAGUGUGGCUCUGUGGUGUGUGGACCGUGCUCGAAUAAACGCCUCAUGCUGCCCAGCCAGUCGUCCAAGCCCUUGCGUGUGUGCCUAAACUGCUUUGACACCCUUUCAAAACAGAAGUCCGAGCACGCUGGCACACCAGACAAAACAGACGCUUUUAAAGAGCGAAGUGGUUCUGCUGACUCUUCAGGAGAGGAGGACUCUUCAGGCGAGGAGGACAACAGCAGGCCGCAAGACGAACCAGGACAGGACGUAGUGUGGCCCUACAACUUUUGAGUCCAGUAAAUUUUUAUUUAAGACAAGCCCAAAUUUUAUGGCUAACCAAGCUGAAGGUGCAUUCCAUUUGGAGGCUGUUGCAUCUCUUUGAACACUUGAAAUGGACGAUUGAUUAUUAUUAUUAUUAUCAUUGUGUAUUUCACACUCGCAAUUACCUACAGAAGGUAACCUACUUUUGAUUAAUUUUUUCUCAUGAUACUUCAAUAUUUUGCUGUGCUAUACACUUAAAGGUUUGAGUUUUUUUUUCAUUGGCACAAAAUUAUUUGAGCUGCAGUUUCAUGACACGAUAUUCCAUUGACCGAAGACUUCCAAAUGAAUCUCUGUUUUAAUUUGUUGUAAAUGAAGAUUAAAUGAUGGCAGAAUGUGUAGAUGUCUACCAUAUUACAAAACAAAGGAUUAAUAAAAAAGCUUGUUAGUACACAGGGUUGUAGUUGUGUUUGGAAGAAAAGUGCCUUGUUCUAAAAACUUAUUGGCAAAUAUUUUUCCCUUUUGUU